Prunus persica (peach) is the source of this 552-nucleotide messenger RNA. RefSeq lists its product as uncharacterized. The record is from RefSeq and is a predicted model, not a curated record. The coding region runs from base 1 to 552 and encodes 183 amino acids. Gene Ontology annotation, biological process: oxidative RNA demethylation. Gene Ontology annotation, molecular function: ferrous iron binding; broad specificity oxidative DNA demethylase activity; oxidative RNA demethylase activity. Gene Ontology annotation, cellular component: cytoplasm; nucleus. The transcript has 3 exons. NCBI's taxonomy places the organism in Eukaryota, Viridiplantae, Streptophyta, Magnoliopsida, Rosales, Rosaceae.
AUGGAAAACCAGAAUGAAGAAGAUCACAUGGUUGAAUUUACAAAUCCAGAAGCACUGAAUUCCACCAAUCCAAUACUGAGGCCGAGGAUGGUAUUAUUGAAACAUUUUGUCACCCACACUGAACAGGUUGAAAUUGGGAAGAAGUGCAGGCAGCUUGGUCUAGGUCCUGGUGGCUUUUAUCAGCCUGGUUACAAAGAUGGAGCAAAACUUCAUCUGCAGAUGAUGUGCCUUGGCCGCGACUGGGAUCCUGAGACUAGGAAAUAUGGCUCUAGACGAACAAUCGAUGGUACUCAGCCUCCUGCUAUUCCUCAUGAAUUUAGUUUGUUGGUUAAAAGAGGAAUUGAAGAGGCGCAUGCCCAUAUUAAAGAGGAAUUCAGAGUUUCCAGUGUGGAAGAGAUACUCCCUUCAAUUUCUCCUGAUAUAUGCAUUGCCAACUUUUAUACAACCAGUGGACGACUUGGCCUCCAUCAGGAUCGCGACGAAGGCAGAAAGUCUCUCAAAGAAAGUUUUUCUUGCAUAUAUGGGUUGGUGGGUUUAAUCCUGAGUAUGUAG